GUCCCGCAUCAUGUUGGAAGCUGUUUAUCAAAUUACCCCCCGCCCUUACAGAGAUAAGACGGAGUUGAACUUCCUGUUAGAGCACAUCGCAGCACAGCAGAGCAGCAUUUCAGGUAACAGGUGCGUUCCUUAAUGUUUACCUGUGUAAAGUAUGAGUGAAUUUCCAUCUGACGCUAAAAACAUGUUUUACAGUUGCGCUCUUCCAACUGCUUUUAAUUGUUGCGACAGCAAAUAAAGCAGGUAGAUUUUAAUUUGUAUUUCGCGUUAGUAAUGAUACAAUAUCGGAAUGCAAUUGCCAAUUCAAAGCAGUCGUUCCAGUUUAAGCGUUAUCCUACUUUUUAUUGUCAAACACCAACGUCGUAGGCAUCAGUUUAGGUUGCUGCGCGUUUCUAUCAUUUGCUUAUGACUAUUCAAAUUGUAUAGAGUCAACAAUAGCUCAUUAGUAUAGGCUACUUUCAGUCUGCCUACCAUCACAGAAUUUUCAGUCGGGUAGAUUGACAUUUAUUUGAUGGACAUUAUCAGGAGCCUUUGGACUAUGGAUGGAGCAUGGUCACCAGAGAGACAUGAAGCAGCUGUUGCUUGGUUUUCUGGGCAUCAACUGGGUUAUAUUCUGCAAAAUGGAGUAAUUCCAGACUGGUUCCAUGGAAUUAUUACCCGGAAGGCUGCAGAGGAUCUUCUAUCUCCCAAACCAGCAGGGUACUUUCUAAUCAGAGUCAGUGAGAGCAGAAUAGGAUACACUUUGUCAUAUCGAGCUCAAGACCGUUGCAGGCACUUUAUGAUUGAUGUUCUUCCAGACAACCACUACAUGGUGGUGGGAGAGGAGAUUUGGCACAUGUCUCUGCAGGACCUAGUUGCCUAUCAUCGCAGGGUUCCUAUUCUUCCUUUCAAUGAAUUAAUAACAGUUGCUUGUGGACAGGCUUCAAAGGACAAGGUUGAUUAUGCAGAAUUGAUAUUUUCUAGAAGAGAUCAUCCCACACAUGGCCACAGUACAGCGCCAACAAGCCCCCCUCAGUGGGAUAGCAAUGUUUCACCAGCAGCAGAUGAGGAUAUUCCACCAGCGCUACCUUACCGCUCAACCACAACUAACAAUGAAGACCUAAAUCAGAAUACAAAUGCAUCUCCAGCCCCUGCAGUGUGUUGCCCCCCUCGACUAUACCCAUGUCUUCAGGCCGAACUGGGGGCAGUAAGCGUUCAGAAUGUGGUGCAAACUGCAAAGCCAGUACCAUUACCCAGGACAAAACACUGUGUCAGCACCACACAAGUGGAUCACCCACCAGAGCUGCCUGCUCGAGACUCCUUGGAACACAGAAAGGUGCAACCAUGUAGAAGUAUCAAUGGACUCGAAGACAUCAGGGCAGCAUCUAAUGGAGGGCCACUGACUCAUCCUGGUACACAAAAUGUGGAUCCACACCAAAUGAAAAAUCAAGACGCAAAAUCUGUUAUUAACUUUACACAGUUAAAGAAGAAGUUCCAGAAGAUGAGAGGGGCCUCAGAAGAACAUACAUAUGCAGAGAUCAGUAGUGACGUAGAUGGGCAAAACCUACUUUCCCCAGAGUUAGGAAACAAAGACGGAAACAGGGUGGCUUCAGAAAACGAAUAUCAAGAGCUUCCAGGCGAGUCAUUUAAUGUUAAGCCUACAUCUAAAACGAGCCUGUCCUCUGGUAGUGUAUCGGAAUCUGAGCAGUCAUUGCCAUCAGAGUACCAACCACCACCGGCUUUUGCCCCAGGAUAUUAAUAGGGGAACUUGCUGUUGUGAAUAUAUCUAAUUAAACCAUUGUAUAAUGGAAAGUGGUCAAAGUAGUAAUAUCUUAGAUAUACAUUUCGUCUCAUGCUCCUUUUGAAUGUACAAUGAUGUUUUCUAAUUUUGUGUAACGCAUUUAUAAAUUGUUAAAAAUAUAUAUUAUCUAUAACUGUAAUAUGUCAGUAAAUGUUCUAAGUGGCUAGCCUGUAAACACAGUAGGCUACUACUGCCAUUGUUAUAUAAAUAGUGGAAUUAAGCUGUGACAACUGUAGAGAUUUAUUGUCUAUUUUACAUAAAGGAACUACAGAGGUUUCCA
Messenger RNA from Clupea harengus (Atlantic herring), 2057 nucleotides. RefSeq names its product hematopoietic SH2 domain containing (gene hsh2d). Gene Ontology annotation, cellular component: cytoplasm. NCBI's taxonomy places the organism in Eukaryota, Metazoa, Chordata, Actinopteri, Clupeiformes, Clupeidae. The record is from RefSeq and is a predicted model, not a curated record.